This is a messenger RNA of Paramuricea clavata, 1432 nucleotides long. The record is from the annotation of a GenBank genome assembly. Lineage: Eukaryota; Metazoa; Cnidaria; Anthozoa; Malacalcyonacea; Plexauridae.
AUGCUUCUAUUCAAUAUCAAUGCACAGUUAAAGAAUGGUUAUUGUGGUCAGUUUGUUGGUGUUCAAACCGAAGACGAUGGAAAUGAUCAACUGUUAAUUGAUUUUCUUCGAGUUGGCGUUGUCCCGUUAGAUCGCAAAACGUGGUACAGAUAUGACAGUAAUGGUAAGGUACUAGGGAGUCGCACUCAAUAUCCACUAUCACUUUGCUACGCCAUAACUGUACACAAAUCCCAAAGUUUGACCAUUGAUAAGACUGUCGUAGUGCAUUGUUCCCAGGAAUUUAUCCCCGGCCACACAGAUGUUGCACUAUCCUGUGUUAAGCGUGAAGCUACCCUCCAAUUUCGGAUUUCGGAAGCAUUUUUUUAUUACUGUUGCCCCCUUCACUAUCUGAUAUCAUAACUUGUCCAUCAGAAAACGUGAUGCCGGCAUUUGAGUGCUGCAAAAAUCUUGCAAUUGACCAAGCCUGUUGUGAGAUGGAUGAUACAUCUAAACCAUUGUUGAAACAGUUUGCCAAGAUCUGACUGAAUAUUUUGAGUCCAAUAUUACGGACCGUAAUGAAGUAAGCCUUGAAGACGUUCUGUUAUGUCCCAUACAAUCGUGUUUGGUUUGCCCUAUUUGCGAAAAAGCCAUCAGAAGGUCUCAGGCAAAUGCACAAUGCUCAAUUUGUGAUUUGUAUGUGCACCUAAGUUGCCUCGGCGCUGAAUUUGAACAAUCUAAACGUUGUUCCUUAUGUUGUAAUACUAUACCACCUAAUAAUACUGAUGAAAGUCCUUUUGCCUUAUUCCCCGAGUUUGUCGAUGUAGUGAAAACUCAAGGCCUUAAGAUUGUGCAUCAAAAUAUACAGUCUAUAACUAAGAAAAUAAAUGAGUUACAGUUGAUUUGCUCAUCUGUUCAAUCGGGAAUACAUUUUAUAACUUUGAGUGAAACAUUGCUAAACAGACAAAUUUUGGACUCUGAAAUUUCGAUUGAGGGUUAUAAAGUCUUCAGACUGGACAGAGUGAAUAAAGGUAGUGGUGUAGCUGUUUAUGCAAAAAAUGAAUUAUCUGUAGUCAGGAGAGACGAUCUUGAAAUGGAUUGGGUUGAGGGCCUGUGGGUAGAGUUAUUUCUCCCCAAAUCGCGUCGAAUUUUAUUGGGUAUGUUCUAUAGGACCCCCAAUUCGUCGCGCUAUUUUGAUAAAGAAUUUGUUUCAAAAUUUGAGGUUAUGUUGGAUAUUGCCACCGCCGAGGAGAAAGAGGUGAUUCUGCUUGAUGAUUUUAACUUUGACUUUUUGCCAUCUGUGCCUAAGACAGAUGCAUGUAACCGACUGAAUUUGCUUUUCAAGCUACUGAAUUUUAAGCAAUGUAUUACUGAUGCUACUCCUAUUGCCGAGCGUUCGACCUCCCUUUUUGAUCUUAUUGCUACAAAUAUUCCUAACAAUUUAAGUCGUAGCUGA